Molecule: messenger RNA, 4308 nt
Organism: Pectinophora gossypiella (pink bollworm)
Lineage: Eukaryota; Metazoa; Arthropoda; Insecta; Lepidoptera; Gelechiidae
Product: proton-coupled folate transporter-like
Exons: 7
Coding region: 258-1820 (520 amino acids)
Biological process (GO): transmembrane transport
Cellular component (GO): membrane
Molecular function (GO): transmembrane transporter activity
Source: RefSeq, a predicted model, not a curated record
GUGUUUGUAGACGCAUUAAGGACUGAUAUGGCAACAUAAGAGUGUUUGCUUACAUAAAGCCGAACAAUAGAGCGCUGGCUGCGACCCACCGUAGCUCCGUGUCAUUCAAUAUUACACCGCGUAUUUGUCGCGACCACUCACCACAAUGUGACGGACCAAAGGACUCGCUAUUGAAAACCUAACAAUGACUCUGAGGUGACCUAUAAAACAUUAAUCUAACAAUAUUUGCUCUCAACCAAAGAAGAAAGACUUUACAAAUGGACCAGUCGGAGAAAAUAGACGCAAAGAUGGCAAACGGAGAGACAACAGAAGUCUUGCCCCUGAAAAGGGAGGUCAAAAUUGACGUGGAGAAUAUGACGUUGGUAGAGAAACUUAAAUAUAUGCGUUCAAAUAUAACGGUUGAGCCGGUGCUAGCGUUAUUUGUGAUGCCAAGUGUUUUGGCGAUGUUAGCAACCCUCAACUUGAACUUGGACAAAGCUUGUCGGGUCAACUUGCGGUUCGAGGACAGUGUGUGUACGGAUCUGUUGCGCAGGAAGAGAGCAAACCAUACGUUUGAAGAGGAUGAGGUGCAGAAAUUGAUAGCGUCCGUGCAGGCGUGGAAAAGUGUGAUACAGACGGCGGUACCGACGAUACUGAUGCUGUUUAUGGGUGCCUGGAGUGAUAAGACGGGUCGCCGCAAGAUUUGCAUGCUAAUGCCCAUCCUCGGGGAAGUCUCAACGUGCAUUUUAAACAUGAUAAACACGUACUUUUUCUACGAAGUCUCGGUGGAGUGGACAGUGUUUAUGGAGGUGGUAUCGCCAGCGCUGACAGGGGGCUGGUACACCAUGUUUCUGGGAACAUUUAGUUAUUUGGGAGAUAUAACAUCUAGGGAAACAAGGACGUUCCGUUUAGGUAUUUUGAGUUUGUGCAUGACAGUCGGGUUUCCAAUCGGGAUGGGGUUAAGUGGCGUCCUGUUGAAAUAUUUGGGUUAUUAUGGUGUGUUUUCUAUCGCGGGAUCUCUUCAGGUUGUUAAUCUGUGUUAUGUUUUGUUCACUAUUGAUGAUCACACGUGGCUUGAGAAUAAAGACAAGGUAAAAAGAACGGGUUGUGCAGGAUUCUUCAUAGAAUUUUUCGAUUUCAAAAGUCUUAAACAGACGAUGGAAAUUGCCUUUAAGAAGGGACCCAAGAACAGAAGAUUACGGAUAUGCCUCAUACUAUCAGUUGUGUGUCUGACCUUCGGACCUAUGUGGGGUGAGCUGAGCAUAAUGUACAUAUUCACCCGUUAUCGUUUCAACUGGGAUGAAGUGAAGUACAGUAUAUAUUCGACGUAUGCGCUCGUUACGCAUUCUCUCGGGACAUUAUUUUCGAUAAGCGUGUUCAGUAAGAGGAUGAAGGUUGACGACUCAGUUCUGGGCAUGGUGUCUACGAGCAGCAAGAUCUGUGGAGCGCUGGUGCUCGCUUUUGCCAGGAACAGCGUCGAGGUCUACUUCUCUCCACUGGUAGAAAUACUGAAUGGAACAACGACUAUCGCUCUCCGGUCUAUCGCGUCCAAGUUAGUCUCAUACCAGGAGUUGGGUAAAGUGUACUCGUUAUUCGGCUUGGCUGAGACGGUGAUGCCUCUGGUCUUCGCGCCGCUCUACUCCCGAGUCUACAUCGCGUCGCUGCAUGUGUUACCGGGAGCCGCCUUCCUGCUGAGCGUCCUCGCCACGCUACCCUGCUUGGGGAUAUUCGUUUGGUUCUACAACCAGCACCAGAAAGACAAGAAGGAGCAGCGAUUGGAGGUGCCCAUCACACCCUCACUAGCAACUCCCAAUCCACCUGGGGCGCAACUCAACUCUUAAGUUUGAAGCACACAGAUGCGACACUCGGAGACGAACCAGGAAUAAUUUGUUAUGUUCAAGUUUGUAUGCUCGCGUUCGAGGAGAUUUGAGGAGAGGCGUGCGUCGAAAAAAAAAACUGAUAUGAACUGAUGUGUACGGUCACGAGCAUUAAUAUGUAUAUGUAUACACUUUGGUACCAUGUCGAAUUAACUUUUUUGACAAAUUGAACUAUAAGUGUCACUAAAUGUCAAAUAUGUUAGUGCGACAGAGUCUUACAGUGGGUACAUUAUAUUGCUCAUGACUGUACUCUACCUACUCAAAUCUGCGGCAGACGCAAACGGCGACGUGGAUGUGCAUCCACAUUGGAGUUAGUUUUCGUUGAGCAACUUUUCGAAUCUCUUCCCGGUUCUUCGACUUUCUUCCCGGUUCACCAUUUUUGUAGAAGAAUAAAGGCGAUAGAUCCCUAUAACUACUACUACGUACAAUGUAGUCACCCACUGCUGGGUAUAGACCUUCUCCCUCUCACUGUGCAAGUCUCAUCCUCUGCUUUCUGGUAUACCUCCAAAAGUCCUCCGAGCAUCGGGCUGGGGUUCUGCCUCGAUACCGUAUACACCAUCCCAUGGCCACCAUUCCAUAACCGCCUAUUCCAUCUGUUGUUUUCUCAUCUCCACGAAUCAUAUAACUUCUUCUUCUCUGCUGUUGUGUGGGUUGUGAGGUGGAUGACUAACCUCAUCAACCCUGGUGUCAGGGUUAUUAUUGGGCCGCCAAAGGCCCCUGACGUGAUUCAUGUAACGGCUACGUACUCACAUCAGUAAGUAGUAACCGGGACCAACGGCUUAACGUGCAUUUCGUUAAAAGUAAUCAUCUUACUUUUUGGAAAAUCAGGGGGGUUAAAAGGGCCACAAUGAAGCAAUUCAUGUAAAAAAGCAAUAUUGCUAUUUGACAUUUGUGUGCAUUGCACACUUACUUUUAUAUGCGCAAAUGUCAAAUUGCAUUAUUGCUUUUUUAGAUGAAUUGCUUUUUAACCCCCCAGGACUAUAACUACAAACGCCAAAUGAGGGUUAUACUUGAUUUAUACACUCCUACGCGUAUAAUAGUAAGAAAAUACGCGAACAAUUGGACCUAAGGAGAUAAGUGGUAAAAUGCAUUUGAAUUGCAAAUCAGCUGCAAAGUUGGGGUGACAAGCAGUUCAGCACAGUUGGUGCGAUUGCACCCCUAUCACCACUCAAGUAUAGAUCAAAAACAGCAAACUUGCAAAUCGCAUUAAUUCCAUUUUCUUAGCUGGGUAUUUUGAAACUUAGGACUUCAAGUAAACUACGGCCGCAAAUAUUAUCUCUAAAAUAAUGGACUACAUAACAAAAAAAAAUACCAUCACGCCAUGUAGCCACGAAGACGUCUGCAGGUAGAGGUGUAUUAUAGAAUUUAAUAUACAUUUUACCUAAAUACCGCGUUAAUGGUGGUCCUAAUAUAUUAUAUUUUGUUGUGGAUUAUUCAUUUUCAAAAUAUUUAAUAUUUAACGCCGAUACAACCAAUGCCACCUACAGGCGAGUUGCUGAACUAAAGAGACAAGCAUGAUAUUUCAAAAAAGUCAUUAAAAGUUCUGGUAUUCAUCGAUAGAUGGCAAAACUAAAAAGUAUCACCGCUGUGCCGGUCGAAGUGGGGGGUGUUAGUUUAUAUUCGUUACGGAAAUUCUGGAUUCGGUCUCCACGCUCAAGGCCCGUGAUAGAAGCUAUUCUUAAAAACGUUUUUGUCACUUAAUUCUGUCUUUAUUUGUAAAUCUGUGAGUACUUGCUGCUUACAGCAAUUUCUGGCAAUAAAGAGAAUUGUAAUAAAGAGAAUUGUACCUACGCAUAUUAAUAUUUGGUCCUUUGUCCCGAUCUGGCAACGUUUGGAAUUUUGAAAAAGAGGGGGAGGACAGAGGUGUGUUGUGUGUGUGUCACGAAUUGAGUCUUCAUAAAAGACUGGAUAUGGUGAUCGUCAAUUCGUCACUCAUCCAUAGAUACGUCACGUAUCAGCGUUGAAUACACAAACGUGGACCCGUAGAAUAUUAUAGCAUUUUUGAACUAUUUAAAUAAUUAAACAAGCACUAAGAAGAGGUUUUUUAGAAAUUCUAUCCCUACAAAUUAUUGUAUGUAUUUGACAAUUACUCCCAAUUAAUGAUCCGCUUAAAGAUGUUUUUUAGGUUGAAGUGAGAUUUGGAACGUUAUGUUUCCUGUAAAUAAAUAUUAAAUCAUAGUGGUCCCUGGGCAAUAAAAGGUUGCAAACCACUGCCAUGGAAGUGAAACAUUUUCCACAACGACAUAAUCGCAGGUAAAAGCCAGCAAUCUAUUUUAGUAUUUUAGUGAUUUAGUAUAGAGCGUGUAACUGUAAAUACUUAGUAACUUAGUUAAUAUUUUGUUAUUGUUCGUCACUUUACUAAUGGAGUAUGUUAAGAAUUUGUCAUAUUAAUAAGUUAAAAUUGUAAUUGUGAUAUUUUUAGAGGGUUAAGAUAAAAUUGAAGGUUCCCAAG